GGUGACCCAAGCAAUUGAACUGAAGGCAUUCUGGGAAAACCUACUGUUUAUUGUGAAAAUCAUCUUUGAUCUUGGAAUUAAAAGUAAAGCUGGAAAGUAAUUUACUAACAAGAAAAAGAAGAAGUUUGGAAUUGGACUCACAGGAUCUGGGCUUGGAAAUGCCUCAGCCCAGUGUAAGCGGAAUGGACCCGCUUUUUGGGAAUGCCUUUCGAAGCCACACCUUUUCAGAACAGACUCUGAUGAGCACAGAUCUCUUAGCCAACAGUUCUGAUCCAGAUUUCAUGUAUGAGCUGGAUAGAGAGAUGAACUAUCAACAGAAUCCUAGAGACAACUUCCUUUCUUUGGAAGACUGCAAAGACAUUGAAAAUCUGGAGUCUUUCACAGAUGUCUUGGAUAAUGAGGAUGCUUUAACCUCAAACUGGGAACAGUGGGAUACAUACUAUGAAGACUUAACUAAGUACACCAAACUAACCAGCUGUGACAUCUGGGGGACAAAAGAAGUGGAUUACCUGGGUCUUGAUGACUUUUCUAGCCCUUACCAAGAUGAAGAGGUCAUAAGUAAAACUCCAACCUUGGCCCAGCUUAAUAGUGAGGACUCUCAGUCUGUUUCUGAUUCCCUUUAUUAUCCCGAUUCACUCUUCAGUGUCAAACAAAAUCCCUUGCCCCCUUCAUUCCUUAGUAAAAAGAUCACAAGUAGAGCAGCUGCCCCUGUGUGUUCUUCAAAGACACUUCAGGCUGAGGUCCCAUUGUCAGACUGUGUCCAAAAAGCAGGUAAACCUACUUCAAGCACACAGAUCAUGGUGAAGACCAACAUGUAUCAUAAUGAAAAGGUAAAUUUUCAUGUUGAAUGUAAAGACUAUGUAAAAAAAGCAAGGGUCAAGAUCAACCCUGUGCAACAGGGCCGGCCCUUGCUGAGCCAGGCACACACAGAUGCAGCCAAGGAGAACACUUGCUACUGUGGAGCUGUGGCUAAGAGACAGGAGAGAAGGGGAAUGGAGCCUCGUCAGGGGCAUGGCACCCCUGCUUUGCCUUUCAGAGAAACCCAGGAACUAUUACUUAGUCCUCUGCCCCAGGGUUGUCCUGGGUCAGUUGCCACAGCAGAGAGUGGCAGCCUUUCUGCCAGCACUUCUGUUUCAGAUUCAUCCCAGAAAAAAGAAGAGCACAAUUACUCUCUUUUUGUCUCUGAUGACAUGAGAGAAUACCUGACCAAAUGCAGUCCUGAAGACGAUGAGGAUGACGAAGAUGAUAUUGAUGAUGAAGACCAUGAUGAAGGGUUUGGCAGUGAGCAUGAGCUUUCUGAAAAUGAUGAGGAGGAAGAAGAGGAAGAGGAUUAUGAGGAUGACAGAGAUGACGAUAUUAGCGACACGUUCUCUGAACCAGGUUAUGAAAACGACUCUGUAGAGGACUUGAAGGAGAUGGCUUCUGUGUCUUCUCGGAAGAGAGAAAGAAGAUACUUCUGUGAGUACAGUGAGCAACUUACACCAUCACAGAAAGAGAGGAUUCUGAGGCCAUCUGAGUGGAACCGAGACACCUUGCCAAAUAAUAUGUACCAGAAAAAUGGCUUACAUCAUGGGAAAUAUGCAGUUAAGAAGUCACGGAGAACUGAUGUGGAAGACCUGACUCCAAACCCUAAAAAACUACUCCAGAUUGGUAAUGAAUUAUGAAAGCUGAAUAAGGUGAUUAGUGACCUGACUCCAGUCAGUGAGCUUCCCUUAACAGCCUGGCCAAGGUCAAGGAAAGAGAAAAAUAAGCUGGCUUCCAGAGCUUGCAGGCUAAAGAAGAAAGCUCAGUAUGAAGCUAAUAAAGUGAAGUUGUGGGGCCUCAACACUGAAUACGACAACUUAUUGUUUGUAAUCAAUUCCAUCAAACAAGACAUUGUAAACCGAGUUCAGAAUCCAAGAGAAGAGAGAGGACCCAGCAUGGGGCAGAAACUUGAAAUCCUCAUUAAAGACACACUCGGUCUCCCAGUCGCUGGGCAAACCUCAGAAUUUGUUAACCAAAUGUUAGGGAAGACUGCUGAAGGUAACCCCACUGGAGGCCUUGUAGGACUAAGGAUACCAGCAUCAAAAGUGUAAUCAGCCUCAUGGACCACUGGU
Peromyscus leucopus (white-footed mouse) is the source of this 2096-nucleotide messenger RNA. Its product is annotated as CREB3 regulatory factor-like. Gene Ontology annotation, molecular function: DNA-binding transcription factor activity, RNA polymerase II-specific; RNA polymerase II transcription regulatory region sequence-specific DNA binding. Lineage: Eukaryota; Metazoa; Chordata; Mammalia; Rodentia; Cricetidae. Gene Ontology annotation, cellular component: nucleus. Gene Ontology annotation, biological process: regulation of transcription by RNA polymerase II; response to unfolded protein. The record is from RefSeq and is a predicted model, not a curated record.